Jaculus jaculus (lesser Egyptian jerboa) is the source of this 3439-nucleotide messenger RNA. It is a transcript of the gene Nkain2, whose product is annotated as sodium/potassium transporting ATPase interacting 2. The transcript is spliced from 9 exons. Gene Ontology annotation, biological process: regulation of sodium ion transport. Lineage: Eukaryota; Metazoa; Chordata; Mammalia; Rodentia; Dipodidae. The coding region runs from base 207 to 959 and encodes 250 amino acids. The record is from RefSeq and is a predicted model, not a curated record.
UCCCGCCGCCGCCGCCGCCGCCGCCACCGCCGCGCCAGCAGGUCCUAAUGCCUGUCACUUCCCAGGACGCUGCUGGCAGCGGUAGCCCGGAGACCCCGAGCCCUGGGCAGGUUCGCCGGUCCUUCCCCGAGAUCUGAUUGGAUAAAGUGGGGGCUCGACGGUGGCCGACGUGGGACAGUCUGGCUGUGGCAGGGGUCUCGGAAACCAUGGGUUAUUGCAGUGGCAGGUGCACGCUUAUCUUUAUCUGUGGCAUGCAACUGGUUUGUGUGCUGGAGAGGCAAAUAUUUGAUUUCCUUGGAUAUCAGUGGGCACCUAUCCUGGCAAAUUUUGUACAUAUUAUCAUCGUCAUCCUUGGUUUAUUUGGAACUAUUCAAUAUAGACCUCGUUACAUAACAGGAGUCAUGAAGAUCAGUGUGGGGCCAUGUCAGAGCACUACAGCACAUGGGCACCAGGAUACCAAAGAAUCAGGACACCUCCAACCGCACUGUGCCCAGCACAGGGUCUCACAGUACGCUGUCUGGCUAGUCCUUUGGGUGACGUGGAAUGUGUUUGUUAUCUGCUUCUAUCUGGAGGCUGGGGACCUCUCAAAGGAAACAGAUCUUAUCCUGACUUUUAAUAUUUCAAUGCACCGAUCUUGGUGGAUGGAAAAUGGACCAGGAUGUAUGGUGACAUCAGUGACACCUGCCCCAGACUGGGCCCCAGAAGACCAUCGCUACAUCACUGUCUCAGGGUGUUUUCUGGAGUACCAGUACAUAGAAGUGGCUCAUAGUUCCCUCCAGAUUGUCCUCGCACUGGCGGGGUUCAUCUAUGCCUGUUAUGUUGUGAAAUGUAUAACUGAAGAGGAGGACAGCUUUGAUUUCAUAGGUGGCUUUGAUUCUUAUGGCUAUCAAGGGCCUCAGAAGACAUCUCAUUUACAACUACAGCCCAUGUACAUGCAAAUUCCCCUGGAUAACAACUGAUAACAAAUUCUAUAUAUCAGCAUCAAGUGGUAUGCUGAAUUGCAAGAGAAGAUCAAAAUAGAAAGUCAAAAUAACACCCGAUGACUUCCGUAUAUCAGCCCAUGGACCUCUCAAAGACCUUGUGGCAGCAGUGGCCUCCUGCAUUUAUGAAGAGCAAGAAGCCCAUGCAUUGAAUUACAUAUACAUGAUAACAGAACAAAGAGUUUCUACACAUGCACACAUGCACUCAUACCCACAGCACACAGCAAUUCCACUUCUCCUCUUUGUAAUGAAAACUGACAAGUAUACAGGACACACCCAUCGUGGGUUUUCUGAAAAUGGUUGCUUUCUCCCAGGCCUCUGAAAGUGAAAAGGAGACACAUCGCUGCCCCUGCUCAACAUUCCUUACUCCUCUGCAGCCCAGAGCUUGUGGGCUUCUAAGCUGCGAAGUCAUCUGGGUACAAUAGUUUGAGAGCCUUGUUUUCAGCCCUUUGUUCAUCCUGAUAGUAUCAUGGCUACAUAGGCAAUGUCACCACAAGAGAAAGAAAGAGAGAAAAAAAAAUGUCGUGAUGACCUUAUAACAAGUGCAAAAUGGCAGGUUGUGUGCCCUAAAGGCUGUACUAUACAUACUUGCCUUAACCCCACCUAUGUUGUGUGCCCAAGAAUCUCAGUGCAGACAUCUCCCAGUCAUUUCCUUUAGGCUAACACACUGCUAUUAGUUCUGAAUGAUUUCAACUCUGUGUGUCUCCUGUCAAGGAACAAGACUAAACAGCUCAACAGAUCAGUGUGUCUCUGUAGGAAAACUGCCUGCUGUCAGAAAAGUGCUUUACCAUUGAGCCACCAUGGUGGCCCAAAAGAGACAAGAACCAAUGACAACAGUAAUAAUCGUCAUCUUUAUGACUCUUAAAUAUGGUCUUCUGAUAGGGUUUGGGUAGGAUGAAGCAAAAUUUAUUAAUCUACUAAACUCAUUAAUCAACUGAAAGCAAAAAGCAGAAAUGGCUUAACUGAUUUUAUUUCUUGCACUCUAGGUGCUUUUGUAAGUAUCUACAAAUGUCUUUUACUAACACAGAAAACAGCUGUGGAUUUAUACCAACAGAGGCCAACUGACUAUGGGUUAGCUAUGUUUACUCUUUUAUAUAAUUCCCACGAAAGACCCAAUGUAGGUGAACUUUGUUUUCUAACUUCGCGUACAAGAUUAUUUUUUGGGGUGGGUGGGGGGAUCAAUAGUUAACUUGGUGAAAUCUUUGAGAUCUCUUUGUGGUACUUGGGGGAUCUGUUGUGUGUUAGAGUGUAUUUCAAUCCUCCUGUAUUAUUGUGGCAGAAAAACUGUGCUGUUAGUAGUUGGCAAUGAGAUGCCUAUGGAAACUUAAUAGUAGGUCAAUGUGUUUAUGGAAUAUGCUAAACUCCUAGGAAAUUUUGUUCUAUAUCGUCAAGCAUUAUUUGGUUUCCAUUAGCAGGAAACAUGAUUAGUUCAAGGGUAUCAGUAACUCUGAUGAGUCAUUUUUUUUUUUUUUUGGAUCCACUUGAGAUACUAAAACUAAUUUUCCCAAAAAACUAAAACAUCAUCUUUAAGCACAGUGAAAUUCAGACUGAGAGAGCUAUCAAUUGCCAUGGAGCAACUAUUUCUUGUUUUCUUAAAAUUUCAUUUAUUGGGUUAACCUCCUUUGGACCUUAGCCCAUUAAGAGCUACAUAAGACAGUCCCAUUACUGUGUUUGCAUGGAUGUUUAUGACACAUACAUACACAUGUGAACCGGAAAAGGGAACCACAAGAACAUAACAUACAUGUGUGCGUACACACACACACACACACACACACACACAAACACACAAUCCAGUACUGAUGCCUGAAUGUUCUCAGUGGCUUGUAUAUGUUUUUCCAUACCUACAUGUAUUAAAUAAACAAUGUCAGUGAAACCUCAUGAUGCUUUUAUAGUAACAUGCAUGUUUACUGUACAAGGAAAAUAUUCACCACUGCAUUAUCCUUUGAUUCCUAAAAUAUAAAUACUAUACCUUCCAUGAUCUAUUCUAAUGUGACUAUUAAAGUGAGGUUUCAUUGUACAUUCAUACUGUAAUGAGAUUCCAACUUGCAGUACAUGUAUAUGGAUACAGAGAGCAAGCCCUCAUACUCCUCCUUAAGUUGCAGCCAACUCUCCACCAAAUCACACAAUCAUCAGCACCAAAAGUUUCAAAAACAGUUGUUGACUACUAAACAGUAAUUGGCAGAUGGGCCUUUCUUAGGAGCGGUGAGCACAGUGGUAUGAUUCUAUCUGGAAAACAUCUGAGUUGUACAGCUGUAUCCUCCUCAAAAUCUGGUGAAGAAUGCUAUUUUUCUAGGCUGAGCUUUUGUUAUAAACCUAAUAUUCUGAAGGCAAGAGUUACAAUUCCUGAUGUGUUUCUUUCUUUAUUUUUCAUUUGUUAAUUCUGAAUGUAUUUUUAACAGAGUGGUUUUUUUGACUUACUAGUGUAAUUUGCAUUUUAAAAUAAAUGGAAAAACAAUUAA